AUGCCGCCGAACAAAGAUGCUGGAUUGGCAGGAGAAACGGCGGCCAACCCACCACGUGUGCGCAAGGCGAAGGUGACGCCGCUGCCGCUGUCGCAGAUGAUUCCCAUGACGUUUGUGAUGGUGAACGAGAGCAUUUGCUCUACGAUGCUGAUGCCUUUCGUGGGACCAUUUGUCGCCUUUCUACGCGGGGUGCCCGUGAACGAGGCCGGUUACUUCUCAGGUAUGAUUGUCGGCAUGUUCAUGCUCGGGCAGGUUGUGAGCGCGAAGGCGUGGGGCCGCAUCAGCGACAAGUACGGUCGGCGCUUCCCCAUCAUCAGCGGCCUCUUCACGAGCGGGCUGAUGAUGCUUGGCUUUGGUCUCAGUACCAAUGUCUGGCUCCUUGUCGUCUUUCGCUUCUUCCACGGCCUGUUCAACGGCAACGUGCUCGUGGCGAAGACGAUGAUGGCGGACAUCACGGACAAGACGAACCAAGCCGGCGGCUUCUCCUUCAUGAGUCUGUGUAGUGCUUUUGGAUUUCUUAUAGGACCUACCCUUGGUGGUCUUCUCUACGAUCCCGCCCACUCGAAAGGGCUUGCAUGGGCCAAGGUUGACGAAAAGGGUUUCUUCGGCACACAUCCUGCGUUUCUUACCAGUUUAGUGGUCUUCAUCUACACGAACAUCGGCAUGCUUGUGUGCACGUUUCUUGUGAAGGAGUCCAACCAGCACGCGCAGCCUCUUCCUGGCUUUAUUCGGCUGGUGUACCCGUGCCUGUGGUACAAGUCGGAGCCUUUUGUGUUACCCCCCAUCCAGUACGAGGACGAGAGUGAGGAGGAAGAGACAGAUGAAAGGGGGGCCAGCGCAUCGGUCACCACCGUUGAGCCGACAAAGAAAACCGGCACCGCGUCCAGUUACCAAAGUGACGCGCGCAAGCACGAAGAUCUGCACGACAGCAGCGACUCGAUGACCAUUUCUGCCACUAGCAGCGGAGUUGUCGCCGUACCUUUCUCUCCCGUAGAGAAAGAAGACGACCGUCAGUGGGAAAAGGAGGAGCAGGAAACCCUCGCCGUUGCGGGCGCGGACCGCGACGAGCAAUCAACUGCGGAAGUUGAGAAGCUGCAACAUACGGAAGAGCAUGCAGGGGAGAAAGGGGGACCUGCGGGCUCCACGGUUGAGAGGACUGACACCGACCGUAGCGAUGACGUUCCCGUGCCAUCACUAGAAGAGCCAAAAGUCACACAUUUUGGCUACCGAGAAGCUUUCUCAUCUCCUUACACGCGGUUUAUGCUCAUUCAGUACAUGAUGCUGUGUGCUACGGAUAUGGCCGCGCGUGAGUGCUUCCCGCUCUGGGCCGUUGCCACGGCGGCGGCGGGUGGCCUUGGCAUGACCAUCAGCCAAGUGAGCUACAUUCUUCUGCUGAACAGCGCCCCUUACUUUGUAGCGAACAUCUUCUUCCGUAUCUUUGAGCGCAAGUACCACAACAAGAUGGGCCUCUUUCGUCUUGGCAUGCUCAUCGCUGGCACUGCCGUGCUGCUGCUACCGUUCAACUCGUACGUUGACUCGACCGUGCUGGUGUACGUUCUCGUGUUCCUGUGCACGGCCGUUCGACAGAUGUUUGUGUCGUGGUGUUACAGCCUCAACACGAUGUUGACGGCGCGCGCGGCCCCUCCCGGUCACGUGGGCUCGAUCAUGGGCAUCAACCAGUCGUGCAACGCCUCUGUGCGCGGAUUGACGCCGUUUAUCGCUGCGCCGCUCUUCGCCUGGUCUAUCUCGGGUGAUCACAUCUUCCCUUUCGAUCACGCUUUUAUCUUCUUGCUUUCUGCGGCCGUAUUCUACGUUGGCUGGUGGCGCUCCUACAGCAUUCGCACGGACAUGGAUGGCAACCUGCAGAUGGUUCAGUAA
This is a messenger RNA of Leptomonas pyrrhocoris, 1878 nucleotides long. RefSeq names its product transporter-like protein. The record is from RefSeq and is a predicted model, not a curated record. Gene Ontology annotation, molecular function: transmembrane transporter activity. Lineage: Eukaryota; Euglenozoa; Kinetoplastea; Trypanosomatida; Trypanosomatidae. Bases 1 to 1878 code for a protein of 625 amino acids. Gene Ontology annotation, biological process: transmembrane transport. The transcript has a single exon.